AUGUAUCAGUGUGAGAGACAUGGAUUUUACAGACAAAGAAACAGUAACAUGAACAGGAAAAAAGGAGUGAAUGGUUCAGAAAGAACCUGUAUUAAUCAACAGAACCUUAAAAUUGGAGACUCCACUGUAGUGCCACGCAGUACAUUAACAUGUGACAAUUUUAAAUCCUAUGAUGAGGUUCCAAGGGGUUGUAAAAUAGAAGAAAACAAAGAACAGGCCAAGAAAAAAAGUGUAAGUGCUCAAAAUUAUUUAUCUAAUAAAAAACCGGCAUUUCAAAAAACAACAUCAACUGUGAUUGGUUCUGAAGCCGAUAAUGCUGUGGAUGGGAAUCAAAGUACUUGUACAAUGACCAAGCCAAUUGGCCCUAAUACCGGACAUGAUAGGGUGUGGUGGUACGUCGAUCUGGGAGACGUUUAUAGUGUAUACAGCAUCAACAUACACUUUAAAGACAUGGGGAAGGAAAAUGUCCUGAGGCAAAGGGGUAGAUUUGCUGGAUUUUCUCUCUAUCUCUCAAACUCUACUGAAAAAGAUGACGGGUAUAUGUGCUACAAAGACGGACCGGAGUUACCUCCAUUAAAUUUUACAUCAAAACUGGAUUGUAUUGGACAUACCCGAUAUGUCAUCUACUACAAUGAAAGAUUGACUAGAGUGACGUAUCCAGAGGGAUAUGGAUUUCAUUCUUAUACCCAGUUGUGUGAGGUCGUAGUUGAGGGGUGCUCUAGAGGAAAGUAUGGGGCAAAUUGUGAUAUAUAUUGUCCAGCUAAUUGUUUUGGAACCGAAUGCAAUAUUAUCCAUGGAACAUGUAUGAAAUGCAAGCCUGGUUGGGUGGGAGAAAGCUGUCAAACACCUUGCCCUAGAGGAUCAUACGGUCAAGAGUGUAAAUUUCAAUGCUCGGGACAUUGCAAAGAUAGAAUUCCUUGUGAUCACGUGACGGGUGGAUGUGCCGGAGGCUGUGUAUCGGGAUGGACAGGAACUAUGUGCAAUAAAAUUUGUGACGAUGGACGUUAUGGCAUCAAUUGUACUUCCUACUGCAGUGGACAUUGUUUAAAUGACGAAUCAUGUAACAAGGAAACUGGGCAUUGUGACUCGGGAUGUAGUGAUGGAUAUAUUGGUGAUUUAUGUAAAAACGGAACAUCUCUUCUCAUUUCUGAAAGCACAUCUGUAAAAGCUCUUACAGUUGGUGGAGUUCUGGGUGCAAUUACUGUUGUUACCAUACUCUUUGUAUUGAUUGCUUUAGCCAUGAGAUUACGAAACAAAAAGUAUAAGAAUACAAAACCUGUCUCGUCAGAAAGAAAGCCUAUGAUGGAAUUAGACAAUAAACUACCAUCAAGAGAAGAAAGACAAGUUUGUGAGGAUUUAAGCAUUAUGCAGACAAAUGAUUUUCCUGGUGUCCAAAGGAUCCCGAAUAAUAUUCAUGAAACAGCCAAGAGAGGGAGACCAACCAAUAAGACCAUAUCUACGGCAAAUUUUCAUUCCAUUAUAUCCAAAAUGUCAACAGCUGAAAAUCUAGGCUUUAAGCAGGAAUAUCGUGAUAUCCCAAAAGGCGAAUUUCAUCCCUGUGAAGAAGGCAAGAAACCCGAAAACAAAGUGAAGAAUAGAUAUACAACCACAUUCCCAUAUGACCACUCUCGUGUUGUAUUGAAAACAUCAAAACCAAAUGAAGGAAAUUAUAUCAAUGCUAACUAUAUAGAAGAUGUACUUGGGAAACGAUCCUACAUUGCAACACAAGGUCCCAAACCAAAGACAAUUCCUGAUUUCUGGAAAAUGAUUUGGCAGGAGAAUGUCUUAGUCAUAGUUUGUUUGACAAACUUGAAAGAAGGCGAAAAGACUAAGUGUGCUCAAUAUUGGCCAGAAAUUAACGACAAACUGAUUGGUGAUAUUCUUGUAAAGAAUCUAGAAGAAAAAAGUCACGCUAAUUACACAAUAAGACGAUUCAAUAUCAACAAACGUAUGGAAAAAGCAACUAGGGAUGUAGUGAUGUUUCACUUCACGCGAUGGCCAGACCAUGGAGUCCCUGAUCCACUUAGUCUUGUUGUGUUCCACCGUCACGUGAUGCGAGUAUCAGCACAAUACCCUGGAAAAUAUACAGUGGUCCACUGCAGCGCAGGAAUUGGCAGAACCGGAACGUACAUUGCAUUAGACGCCCUCUACCGAGAAGGGGAGAGAAAUGGUAAAGUUAAUGUACCGAUGUACGUCAGGACAAUGAGAAAAGACAGAAUGAACAUGAUACAAGGCGAUGAUCAAUAUAAAGCAGUCUACCUUGCCCUUUGUGAAUCGUUCAAUGGAAAAUCAAGAUGUCUGACUACAGAGUCAUUUUUACGACAACUACAAGAACAGUCUUGUUAUACCAAUUGUGGAGAAGAAGCGGCAAAAUCUUCUUUGUCCUCAGAGCUUCAGGAGUUACUGUCUCUUCGGAAGAAAUACGAAGAAAAGGACUAUGAAACUGGACGCAUGAAUAAAUCAGCCAACUAUACAUACAGCGUUUUGCCACUUGACGAAUAUCUGUGUCAUUUGUCUUAUUCAAAGGGAAGAAACACAUACUACAACGCCGUUAUACUUCAGUCGUUCACAGAAAAUGACAGUCUGAUCAGCGCUCAGUACCCACUUCCUGACUACACUGAAGACUUUCUCAGACUCGUCAAGGAUUUUGACGUCAAUGUGGUCGUUUUUCUGUGUCCGUUGAAGGAUUUGAAAUCCUCUUCUGUAUGGGUUCCGUCAAAAAACGAUCAUAAGACUGCUGGAAACUUUACCAUUAAGCUAGCUGCGUCAACAAAUUCAACAAAUUUUUCAACAAGAAGCAUUGUGCUACAGCACAUGGGAAUAAGUGACACAAAGAUAAUUGUACUAGAAUGCAAAACAUGGAAAGAAGGUAAAAAGACAAUGAACAAAAGUGCUUUGCUGGAUGUUGUUAAAGAAGCAAAAUCUGAAAAGGUCAACCACGAAGGAAAAAUUCUAAUUUUGUCCAGUGAUGGAGCCACACGUUGUGGAGCAUUUGCUGUUGUCUAUAACGCGCUAGAACAACUCUCAAUGGACCAGGAAGUGGACAUCUUCACCAUCACACGUCAACUACAGAUCCGUAGACCGGAGUUUGUAUCAGUUUUGGACGAAUACCAGCUUUGUUAUGAUACUGUUGCAGAAUACAUCCAAAAUGACAGCGUUUAUGCGAACUGCUAGAAUACAAAGUGAAGCUCUCAUCAACAAAAUCUAGUUCAUGUUAAAAUCACAGGAACGGAAUGGACACGUUGAUUAUUACGAUGUUUUGUAUGCAAAAUUGUGAAAUCAUAAUGAA
This is a messenger RNA of Saccostrea echinata, 3289 nucleotides long. RefSeq names its product receptor-type tyrosine-protein phosphatase epsilon-like. NCBI's taxonomy places the organism in Eukaryota, Metazoa, Mollusca, Bivalvia, Ostreida, Ostreidae. Gene Ontology annotation, biological process: protein dephosphorylation. Gene Ontology annotation, molecular function: protein tyrosine phosphatase activity. The record is from RefSeq and is a predicted model, not a curated record. The transcript has 25 exons. The coding region runs from base 1 to 3174 and encodes 1057 amino acids.